AAUUUGCAGAACAGAACAAGAGCAAGGAAGACCAAGGGCUGAAUUUGAAGAAUGAUCACGUUUGGGGAUGAAAGGAGGAAGUGCCAGUGAAGGAGAGGAAAAAGGCAGGCAGUCAAAGAAGACAUUAAGACAGGCUCAUUUGACUUGUACUGCACCUGGGGGAGCCCCGCCCUUGUUGGAGCCUAACGACUUUCCUUCGCUACCGGCUUCCCUUGUCGCGUUUGGCCCGGCUCAGCCGCCGUGACAAGGCCUUUGCGCAUGUGCAGGGUCAACCGGGAGGAAGGUGAAGAUGGCGACGGCCAGGGCGGGGGUCCUGGGAGUGCGAUGGCUGCAAAGGGCAAGCCGGACCGUGGUACCGUUGGGUGCACGGACAGCUUCGCACAUUACGAAGGAGAUGCUCCCGGGGCCCUAUCCCAAAACCCCGGAAGAACGGGCCGCCGCCGCCAAGAAAUACAAUAUGCGGGUAGAAGACUACCAACCGUACCCGGAUGAUGGCAUGGGGUAUGGUGACUACCCAAAGCUCCCUGACCGCUCACAGCAGGAGAGGGAUCCGUGGUAUAACUGGGACCACCCAGACCUGAGGUUGAACUGGGGUGAACCGAUGCACUGGGACCUUGACAUGUAUAUCAGGAACCGUGUGGACACAUCCCCCACGCCUGUUUCCUGGAAUCUCAUGUGUAAGCACCUCUUCGGCUUCGUGGCCUUCAUGCUGUUCAUGUUUUGGGUCGGGGAGACUUACCCCACCUACCAGCCUGUGGGGCCAAAGCAGUAUCCUUAUAACAAUCUGUACCUGGAACGAGGCGGCGAUCCCACCAAAGAGCCUGAGCCAGUGGUUCAUUAUGAGAUCUGAGGUGGCUUCAUCAGCUUUGUGCCCCUGAACUGACUCCCUCAUUUCUAGAGAUUUAACCUUAAUGAAGUCCCUAAUAAAACUUAGUGCUGUG
Neomonachus schauinslandi (Hawaiian monk seal) is the source of this 941-nucleotide messenger RNA. RefSeq names its product NADH:ubiquinone oxidoreductase subunit B8 (gene NDUFB8). The record is from RefSeq and is a predicted model, not a curated record. The transcript has 6 exons. Lineage: Eukaryota; Metazoa; Chordata; Mammalia; Carnivora; Phocidae. The coding region runs from base 290 to 850 and encodes 186 amino acids. Gene Ontology annotation, cellular component: mitochondrion. Gene Ontology annotation, biological process: mitochondrial electron transport, NADH to ubiquinone.